AUGAAGCAGAAACAGAACAGACUGAAAGAAGAAACCCUGGACAAGCUCCUUAUGAUUUCUAUUGUUGGUCUGUGUGCAGGAGUAUUCAUCUGCAGAGGGAAGGAGGAUGCCCUCGUGACCAGGAACAUGGUGGUAGGAGAGAGUGUGUACGGCGAGAAGAGGAUCAGUGUGGAGGAGGGUGAUACCAAGAUGGAAUAUAGAGCCUGGAAUCCAUUCCGCUCCAAGCUGGCAGCAGCAAUCUUAGGAGGCAUAGACCAGAUCCACAUCAAGCCUGGGGCCAAAGUGAUGUACCUCGGAGCUGCCUCUGGAACCACAGUGUCCCACGUGUCCGACAUCGUUGGGCCGGAGGGCUUGGUAUAUGCUGUGGAGUUUUCACAUCGAUCAGGUCGUGAUCUUCUCAAUGUAGCAAAGAAGAGAACCAACAUCAUUCCAAUUAUUGAAGAUGCUCGUCACCCCCACAAAUAUCGCAUGUUGGUUGGAAUGGUUGAUGUGAUUUUCGCGGAUGUUGCACAGCCUGACCAGACAAGGAUAGUUGCUUUGAAUGCUCACAACUUCCUGAAGAAUGGGGGACACUUUGUUAUCUCUAUAAAGGCUAAUUGUAUUGACUCAACGGCGGCUCCAGAAGCAGUCUUUGCCUCAGAAGUGAAGAAGAUGAGUGCAGAAAACAUGAAGCCACAGGAGCAGCUCACACUGGAACCAUACGAGAGGGACCAUGCUGUGGUGGUGGGCGUCUACAGACCUCCCCCCAAACUGAAGAAAUGAGGAUGGGAAGAAGGUGGACGGUGGCGCCUCACUCACCUGUGCAGGUGGUUGCUGGGUGGGACAGUCCUGCUGCACUCCGGGUAACUUUUGGUGGAGAGCUGGUUUCAGUUCCUUCUGAUAUCACGGUCCAUCGUUGGCUUUGGACUCCAUGCUUUCGACCUGCAGCUCUUUCAACUGAAAACCAUCGGAGCUGUUGCCUCGUAACCAGACGUUUGCUGUUUUUAACAGGAUGAAUGUUUUUGUUGCCAAGAUGACACGCCCCACGUUAUGAUUUCUGAAAGUGAAGGUUUUUGUUUUUUUUUAAGUCUCUACCCCUUCCAAAUUAACAUGUUUACAUUAAGCACAUGUAAAUGUUAAUUUUGAAGGGUUGGGGGUAGAGAGGUGAAUUUAAAAAAGUUUACAUUGAACACAUUUUAGGGCUAUCCCAUGAUUAGCAGGUUACUGGGUGUUUGCUUCCCCCCCCAGUUUGAACACUCCUUGAUUUCUGUGGGGUGGUAAUGACUGUAACCAGCCAUGUGGGGGCAGUAGCCUGUCUUUAGUACUGUUUCCCCAUCAGCUUAAACAUACUUGAUCCAGCGGUUCAUGUGGGUUGUGGUUGUGGCCCCGCUCUGAGUGUAUGGAAUAUCCCACUUUCUGUUCAUGUGUUGCUCAGCUGUGUCUCAGCGCUCUGAACUGUUGGAAGGUCUUUGGUUUUUGGAGAGUAUACUGGAAGUACCCACAGUGUAGGUGGAAAAAAUGGCCUGAGGUGUUUUCGUGUUUUAUACUUAUUAAAAUGACGUGCUUUCACUCUGCUGGAGCUUUCAAAUAAAUUUUUUUUUCUUCAA
This is a messenger RNA of Thalassophryne amazonica, 1586 nucleotides long. Its product is annotated as rRNA 2'-O-methyltransferase fibrillarin-like. Gene Ontology annotation, cellular component: nucleolus; small-subunit processome; Cajal body. NCBI's taxonomy places the organism in Eukaryota, Metazoa, Chordata, Actinopteri, Batrachoidiformes, Batrachoididae. The record is from RefSeq and is a predicted model, not a curated record. Gene Ontology annotation, molecular function: histone H2AQ104 methyltransferase activity; rRNA methyltransferase activity; RNA binding. Gene Ontology annotation, biological process: box C/D sno(s)RNA 3'-end processing; rRNA methylation.